Molecule: messenger RNA, 454 nt
Organism: Ixodes scapularis (black-legged tick)
Lineage: Eukaryota; Metazoa; Arthropoda; Arachnida; Ixodida; Ixodidae
Gene: Dpm3
Product: dolichol-phosphate mannosyltransferase subunit 3
Exons: 5
Coding region: 122-400 (92 amino acids)
Biological process (GO): GPI anchor biosynthetic process
Cellular component (GO): endoplasmic reticulum membrane; dolichol-phosphate-mannose synthase complex
Source: RefSeq, a predicted model, not a curated record
UGCGUUGGCUAUGCCGGCCACGAUGCCGGCUACGUUUUGUGACUUGCGUCUUGAGUCGUUGCCAACGCUACAAUAGCAAGCGUCAGCAGCGGAGAGUACUGUGGCACCAAAACCUCUCACAAUGACGAAACUGAUGCAAUGGUUGCUCGGACUGAGCCUAUUUGUGACGAUUUGGGCCACUCUGUUAUCGGAACGACUGCUGCAGUCCACUUCCAGUUACAGGCUUCACAUCUGGCUGCUACCACUUUACGCCUGCUUGAUCUUUGGGGUUUAUGCAGCAUCUGUCGUCUUGUACCGAGUGUUCACCUUCAACAACUGCGAGGCGGCGGCUGUAGAACUAAGAAAGCAAAUUGUGGAGGCGAAAGAAGACCUCCAGAAAAGGGGUUACAAGUUUGACUGACUACUGCUGUGGCCCUGACGGCUGGUUUUCUUUAAUAAAUUAUUUUUACACUUC